AUGUUAUUUCACAGUUUUGGGAAGAAGAUUUUGGCUUUUCCUAUUUUAGAGAAAAGUUUCGGGAAUGUUUGGUUAUUUUAUUUGCUUUUGGCAUAUAUCGACUGUCAUUCUUUUUCGUUAAAGGCUUAUGCUACAUCAGAGAUGGACGUCGCAGAUGAACCGAUGUUAGCUGAUAAUCCAAAUCGUUUCGUCAUCUUUCCUAUCAAGUACCCUGAUAUUUGGGAAUUUUAUAAGAAGGCAGUUGCCUCAUUUUGGACUCCAGAGGAAGUUGAUUUGAGUCGUGACUAUCGUGAUUGGGAAAAUUUGAAUCAUGGUGAACGUCAUUUUAUUUCGCGUGUUUUGGCUUUUUUCGCUGCAUCUGAUGGAAUCGUCAAUGAAAAUCUCGUAAACCGCUUCUCUCAAGAGGUUCAGGUGCCGGAGGCUCGUUUUUUUUAUGGUUUUCAAAUUAUGAUAGAAAAUGUUCACUCUGAAAUGUAUUCGAAAAUGAUCGAGACAUAUAUUCGUGAUGAAAAAGAACGAAUGACGCUUUUUAAUGCAAUUCAUGAAUUUGAAUUCAUCAAAAAGAAAGCUGACUGGGCUUUGUGUUGGAUUGCCGAUGAAAAGGCUUCUUACGCUGAGCGCUUAAUAGCAUUUGCAGCUGUUGAAGGAAUCUUUUUCUCCGGAAGUUUCGCAGCUAUUUUCUGGUUAAAAAAACGUGGUCUAAUGCCAGGCUUGACACAGAGUAAUGAGCUAAUAUCAAGAGAUGAGGGUUUGCAUAGAGAUUUCGCAUGUUUAAUGUACAGCCAUUUGAGAGGGAAACCAAGCGUAGAGCGAAUCUAUCAGAUUAUCAAAGAAGCUGUUUUAAUAGAGCAGGAAUACCUUACUGAAGCACUUCCCGUCGAUUUGAUUGGCAUGAACUGUAAGUUAAUGAGACAAUAUAUAGAAUACGUUGCUGAUCAUCUACUUACAGAGUUAAAUUGCCCAAAACUAUAUGGUGCGAAGAAUCCAUUCGAUUUUAUGGAUCGCAUAUCAAUCGAAGCAAAAACGAAUUUCUUCGAAAAGCGUGUGAAUGACUAUCAGAAAGCUGGAGUGAUGGCAAAUCCAAAUGAGAAUAUUUUCAGUAUUGAGGCUGAUUUUUAA
Messenger RNA from Dracunculus medinensis (Guinea worm), 1119 nucleotides. Lineage: Eukaryota; Metazoa; Nematoda; Chromadorea; Rhabditida; Dracunculidae. The record is from the annotation of a GenBank genome assembly.